This is a messenger RNA of Lactuca sativa (garden lettuce), 486 nucleotides long. The record is from RefSeq and is a predicted model, not a curated record. Lineage: Eukaryota; Viridiplantae; Streptophyta; Magnoliopsida; Asterales; Asteraceae.
AUGGAACUGGCACAAUCACUUAUUGACCACGGAAAUUGUCAAAACUCUGUGCUUACUGCCCUAGAACAACCUAAAGAGAACAACAACAAUAGCAAGAAGAAGGGUUGGAACAAAAGGGAGGGAAAAUCUCCUCUGGACCCUUCAAAGAAGCAACAAGUAGUGGCAAUCCAUGCCACUACUGUACCUACUACCAUACCUGCUAUUGUGCCUGCUGUUGCCCCUAAUAACCUAACACCAACUAAGCCCUAUGUUGGUAGCCUCCCUAAAUGCAACAAGUGCAAUUUUCACCACACUGGAAAUUGUCAAGAAAUGCAGUGUCGUAACUGCAACAGGAAAGGGCAUAGUGCCCGAUUCUGUAAAACACCACCUCAACCACUUAACCAAGUACCUGCCGCUGGAGUAGGUCGAGCAUGCUACCAAUGCGGGGAUGUGGGGCAUUUCAAUAGAGAUUGUCCAAAAGCUGGAAAUGUCGAUGGGGUUGGGUGA